CAACCAUGACGGACGACCACAAUUUUUCUCCGGCCGACGAGGGCUUAUCGCCGAACCCAGAUAUUGAAAUCACCGGAAAUAUGUUUUCUGGUCGACUUAUUUUUGUCCUUUCGGACUCCAGAUGGAAGGGAGUUCAGAGGAUGGCGAACAACUGCACCAAGAUGAAGGCAGCGAGCAAGAGAUUGAUGGGGAGGAAGUCUUCGGAUUUGAAAGUACUGACCUUGGAGAUGACACUAACCAGGUUCUUGCAAUUGAACAUGUUGAUAUAGCUAACACUGCUGAUCAGAUGCUUGGAAUUAACAGGGAUGACCUUGAGAAUGACAUGCAGGUGCUUGAUUUUGAAAGGAAUGGCCAUGAUCAUAAUAGUGAACAGAUGCUUGAGAUUCAAUGUGGUAACCUUGACAACGGCAUAGAUAGAGAUACAGUCAUAGACGAUCAGAAUCUUGUCUCUGGGGCAAAGGACUAUCUUCCACCUGUGGUUGGGAUGGAGUUUGAAUCUUAUGAUGAUGCCUAUAAUUAUUAUAACUGCUAUGCCAAAGAGCUUGGAUUUGCAAUCAGGGUUAAAUCUUCGUGGACAAAACGUAACAGCAAGGAGAAACGUGGCGCAGUGCUCUGUUGUAACUGUGAAGGUUUCAAAACAAUGAAAGAAGCAAGCAGUAGAAGAAAGGAAACAAGAACCGGUUGCCUAGCAAUGAUAAGGUUGAGAUUAGUGGAGUCCAACAGGUGGAGGGUGGAUGAAGUGAAGAUCGAACAUAACCAUCCAUUUGACCCUGAAAGGGUUCAAAACUGUAAAUCACACAAGAAGAUGGACCCAGGGAGCAAGAGGAAGUUGGAACCAUCUGUUGAUGUGGAAGUACGGACAAUCAAGUUGUAUCGUACUCCUGUAAUUGAUACGGUGGGCAACAGAAGCUCAAAUGAAAGAGAGAGUGGGAACCAAGUUGACCAGUCCAAGCAUUUGAAACUUCAUCAAGGCGAAGCAGAAUAUAUAUCGAACUUUUUUGGUCGGUUGCAGUUGACAAACCCCAAUUUUUUCUAUGUUAUGGAUCUAAAUGAUGAAGGGCAUUUGAGGAAUGUGCUUUGGAUUGAUUCCAGGUCCAGGGCUGCAUAUGGUUAUUUUGGUGAUGUGGUAGCAAUCGACACAACUUGUUUGUCAAAAAGCUACAAUAUUCCUCUGUUGUUAUUUGUUGGAGUAGAUCACCAUCUGCAGUCUAUUUUGUUAGCUUGUGGCUUCCUUGUAGAUGAAACCAUGGAGACUUACAUUUGGUUGCUGAGAGCAUGGCUUUCAUGUAUGUCGGGACGUCCUCCACAAACAGUUUUAACAGACCGCUGCAAGGCCUUGCAAAGUGCAAUCUCUGAGGUUUUUCCCAGGACUCACCAUCAUUUAUAUUUGCCCCUUGUCAUGCAAAGCAUUCUUGAUAAAUUAGAAGUGGGGGCAUCGAAAGUCUUUCAAGAUGUACUUAAUAGAACAGUUUACAAUUCACUGAAAGCUGAUGAAUUUGAAAUGGCUUGGGAGGAAAUGAUCCAGCACUUUGGACUCAGAGAUCAUAAAUGGCUUCAGACUUAUUACGAAGAGCGAGAAAGAUGGGCUCCAGUUUACUUGAAAGAUACAUUUUUUGCGGGACUAGUUACUUUUCCUCCAGGAGAUUGCAUGAGCCCUUUCUUCGAUGGGUAUGUAAAUAGCCAGACAACCUUGAAAGAAUUUUUUAAUAUCUAUGAAUUAGUUUUACAAAAGAAGCAUCAGAAGGAAGCUCUUGAUGACUUGGAAUCAAGAAAGUAUAUACCCGUGUUAAGAACAAGGUGCAAUUAUGAGGUGCAGCUGUCUGAAGUGUACACAAAAGAAAUAUUUUUGAAGUUUCAAGUUGAGUUGGAACUGAUGUCCAACUGUUUUAACGUGACACAAAUUCAUGCUAAUGGCCCCAUCAUCACAUACGUGAUAAAAGAACGGGAUGCUGAAGGAGACAUGAAUAAUGCAAGAAAUUUUGAAGUGAUGUAUGAUAAAGUAGGAUUAGAAGUUCGCUGUAUUUGCAGCUGCUUCAAUUUUAGAGGUUACCUGUGCAGACAUGCUUUACAGAUUCUUACCUAUAACGGUAUAGAGGAUAUCCCAAGUCAAUAUAUCCUAUCACGGUGGAGGAAGGAUUUUAAGCGCUUGUAUGCACCUGAUAUUGGCUCAAACGUGAUUGAUGUUACCAAUCCUGUGCAAUGGUUUGAUCACUUGUACAGACGUGCCAUGCAAGUUGUCGAGGAAGGGAUGACUUCUCAAGAUCAUUAUACGGUUGCUUGGCAAGCAUUUAAGGAGUCUUUGAAUAAAGUUCGUCUUGUAGCAGACAGGCAUGUACAAUGAAAUUAUAUGCUACUAAGCUAGUGGUUCUUCUUCUGUACAGGAGCUAUGCCCUAUUGUUCCAUCUUCCAUACAAUCAUACAAGCAGUCAGUUUGUUGUA
Messenger RNA from Coffea eugenioides, 2439 nucleotides. Its product is annotated as protein FAR1-RELATED SEQUENCE 8-like. Gene Ontology annotation, molecular function: zinc ion binding. NCBI's taxonomy places the organism in Eukaryota, Viridiplantae, Streptophyta, Magnoliopsida, Gentianales, Rubiaceae. Bases 122 to 2341 code for a protein of 739 amino acids. The transcript has 2 exons. The record is from RefSeq and is a predicted model, not a curated record. Gene Ontology annotation, biological process: regulation of DNA-templated transcription.